AUGUGUAAACAUAUAUUAAAUGCACAGGUUUCGAUCAGGGCACCAUGUUGUAAACGGUGGUUUGAUUGCGCAGAGUGUCAUAAUGAAGUUUCAGAUCAUCAACUCCAAAAAACGCUCGAGAUGGUCUUUGCUUGCAAGAAGUGUAAAAAAGUUUUCCGUAAAGACAUGGAAAACUUUGAUGAAACGGAUGAAUACUGUCCUAAAUGUGAUAAUCAUUAUAUAAUCGAUGCUAAAACGCCACAACUUGGUAUUGGUGUUGAAGGAGAUGAUCCAAGAUUAGACAACAGAAUGCACAAGGAUGAACGUAUUAAGUCCGAUCCUCAGAAGAGCGUAUUCAACCAGGAUGCAUCAUAUCGAUUGGGAUAA
Molecule: messenger RNA, 366 nt
Organism: Dentiscutata erythropus
Lineage: Eukaryota; Fungi; Glomeromycota; Glomeromycetes; Diversisporales; Gigasporaceae
Source: the annotation of a GenBank genome assembly